UUUUGAUGAAAUGAUAAAACUAAUAACGAAAGAUUGAAUACGUGUUCAUAUCAAAAUAUUUUGUCAAUAUUUUUCUUGUAAACAACGUAUUAAACGAUAUUUAUUUAUAUUUAAUCGUAUGUAAUUUAUUGAUUAUAUCUGAGAUUGUUUUUAAAAUUUAUCUUUAUAUUGUGAGUUAAACAAGGUUAAGAUUUUCACAAAUUUGCAAUGAGUCACAUCUAUGAAACGUGGAACUUUUAGUAUUGUUAAUUAUAUGUUUUAUUAGAUAGUUGAAUAGUCAGUGGUCAAAUUUUGUAAAAAACAGCCAUUUACUUAAAGGAUAUAAAUACACAAUGGCUCCUAGAAGAAAUAAAGCUGGUCUCUUAGCUAGGGUUAACUUUCCUCUUUACACUCUGCAAAUGUUGACUAGUAGACAUAUACUAGUUGGAGGUGGUGGUGGAUCCUCAAAAACUGGAGUUGCAAAUGGAUUUGAAAUAUUUGAACUUCUUCAUGAUGGAGUACAAUUUCUUGCCGAAGAAGUUACAAGACAUGAAACAGGUCCUACUGUAGUCAUGAACUGUGCUACGUAUAAUAAUGAGAAAAGGUCAUGGAUACUAGCUGGUCAAGAGAAUCACUGUCAGUUGUAUAAUGUAAACACUAAAAUAAUAAAUGUAGAAAAUGGAGAAGUAAUUAAAAAGGCUGGCAAUAUAACAAAGGAUAAUGUCAGAAAUAGAAAAAUUAAUGAAAAGAUUGAAGAAGAGUGGACAACGAAGGGAAAAAUACAAGAAAUUAAAGAUGAUAAUUAUAAUAUUAAGUGCAAAAAGUUACAGUUAAUUAUAAAACCUAUUGAUAGUGUUCAAACAGAUUUUAGUGAAGAUGAAUCAUUACAAAGAAUAGUUCGUAUAAGUUUCAAUGGAAAAUUUAUGGCCACUGGUGGUACAGAUAGUUGCAUAAGAAUAUGGAAAUUUCCACAAUUGCAAAAAUUGCAUGAUUUAAAAGCACAUCAAAAAGAAAUAGAUGAUAUUGAUUUUAGCCCAGAUAAUAAUUCAUUGAUAACUAUAGCUAAAGAUGGUAAAGCAAUUUUAUGGGACGUUGCCAGUGGUUCAUUAAAUAAAGAACUCACGUGGAAUACUCCAAAUAAUACAAAAUAUAUGUACAAAAGAUGUCGAUUUAGAAUAUCAGAAGAAAAUAAAUUAUUGAAUCAACUAUUUCUUCUUUCUAAUGCAACUAUGGGAAAAGAUCCAAGUUUUCUUCAAUUAUGGGAUACAGAAUCUGGAAAUAUAAUCAAAUUUAUUAUUUACAAGGAAACUUUAUCUGCUUUAGCAGUCUCUGAUGAUGGAAAAUUUGUAGCUGUUGGAACAAUGUUUUCUGGUAGUGUAGACAUAUACGUAGCUUUCAGCUUAAGAAGAGUACUGCAUGUACCUGGAGCACACAAUAUGUUUGUAACUGGCUUAGAGUUUUUACCCACAAAAUUAGAUGGACCACCCAUCACUAGUAAUUCAGAAACUUCAGUAAUUAGCAUUUCUAUAGAUAACAGAAUUUGUAUACACAGUAUACCAUUUAGACAUACAAUACCAUUUUGGCUCGGCAUGUUGCUGAUAAUCCUGAGUAUUUGUGCAGCAUUUAUAUUUUGUAGCUAUCUUGGUAUUUGACUGACAGAAUUUAUUGUCAAAAUAUCACAUCAAUUUGUUUGUAUCAGAAAAAUAUGCAAAUAUUUGAAUUAUUACAUUCUAACGCCAAUUAUCUUUCACUUUAGAGUUUAAACUUUAUGAGCAUGUGUGUAAUAUCUGAUAAAUUGCAGGAUUAAUUAAAAAUAUAUAAAAUAUUCAAAAAAUAUAUAUAGUAUAUAAGAAAGGUAUAAUUAUUCACUAAUCGUUAUGUAAAUUGUAUAAAUUUCAUUUAUAAUACAUAUAUUAACUUAUACAAGCAUAUUUAUAUGAACAUUCGAAUAAUCCCGGAGUUUAUCAAAUAUUGCAUGUUUUCAAUAAGAGGAAGCGCACGAACAUUGUAAAUAUAGAUUUGGAAUUGACCAAACGCGUCUAUUUUCUUUGAAUAUACGAAGAUUAUUCAAUAGCGUAUAAUAUUGAAUUUUAAUAUAUAUAUUAUAAUUUAUAAUAUAAAUUAUAAUAUAUAUAUUUAAUAUAUAAUAUAUAUUAUAUAAAU
Molecule: messenger RNA, 2142 nt
Organism: Vespa crabro (European hornet)
Lineage: Eukaryota; Metazoa; Arthropoda; Insecta; Hymenoptera; Vespidae
Product: prolactin regulatory element-binding protein
Exons: 4
Coding region: 333-1631 (432 amino acids)
Biological process (GO): protein secretion
Cellular component (GO): endoplasmic reticulum membrane
Molecular function (GO): protein binding; GTPase activator activity; guanyl-nucleotide exchange factor activity
Source: RefSeq, a predicted model, not a curated record